AUGCAAAAUUAAGCUGAAAAAUUGGUAUUUUCAGAUUUGAAUUCAGUCUUUACAAGUAGCAAUUGUGGAUGGAAUUUAGCUACAGUAACACAAUGUGGAGCAACUGAUUUAACAGAGUUUUCAAAUUAAAGUGUAAUGGGAUUUUUCGGUUUAGGCGCAACUACUUCUACAAAAAUAUACACAGGUAUUCCACCUCAUUGGAGUCUUUCUGUCAGAUUUGAUCUAAUACUUUACGAAACUUUAGAUCUCAAUGAUUCAAUCUAAGUAUAAAUUAACUAAAAUUGUGAUACUUAUACUAGAGAUGUUUGUUGUAGUAAUGGGUAUAAAACUUGUCUUCCUUCAAAUUUAUUUGAUGAUAAGUUAGUGCUUUACUAUAGAAACAUAACACAUACAGAUUCCAAUUUAAAUAUUACUAUAUACUCAAAAACAGAUACAGAUAUUUCAGAUGAAGGUUAUGGAUUUAGAAAUUUUUAUAUCUAUGUUGAUACUUGUCAUGAUUCCUGCUUAACUUGCAAUGGACCUACUGCAACUCAGUGUUUAACUUGCCCACCCAAUUCUACUUAAAAUGGAAAUACCUGUACAUGUAUUUCCGGAUAUUAUGCUCAGAAUAAUUCUUGCAUAUAAACUUGUUAACCAGGUUUUAUUUAAGAUUCUACUGGAAAACUUUGUGUUUAAGAUUUUUGCUACGCUAUUCAAUGCCAAUCUUGCUAAAAUGGUUUAUGCACUUAAUGUAAGCCUGGAUUUUCUUUGUUAAAUGGGUAGUGUCUUGCUAAUUGCCCUUCAUUCUCUACAUAAAAUGGACAAUAGUGUGUUGACUUUAUAUCAUAAACAAAUAAUGGAAAUUAUUUAUUGAAGAGUAUGUUUAAUACAUAUUUUGGUGAGAGUGAAAUUGUAGGAUCUGGUUUGAGCACUUUUGGAUUUUAAGGAUUUAUUAACACCUCCAGCAGAGCUCUAACAACUGUAUGUAAUGGGUACAGUUUACUAGGUGGUGCUUAUCUAAGUUCUCAAAAUUCUUACAUUUAAAGAAAAUUUACAGGAUUGCAACCUCAUUGGAAAGUGAUUAUUGGAUACACUUUGUAUAAAAUAGAUUCAUGGAAUAAUGAAAAUGUGCAAUUAAUUGUAGAUGAAAAUGUAAUAUUUACUACAUAAAGAAACAUAAACGAUGGAGUAGGAAAUAUUUGUGGAAGAGUAUCUAUCAAAGAUGAAAUUAUCAAAAUUUAAUAAUCAUUUCCUCAUACAAGUUCAUCUCUUAGUUUAUUAAUAAAAAGUAAUUUAAAAAGUGAUCCAUUUACAGAAUCUUAUGGAAUUAGAGAGCUCUAUGUAUUAGUUGAUUAUUGCUAUUCUAAUUGUAUAACUUGUAAUGCUUAAGGCUGUAAUUAAUGCUAAGCUAACUAUUAUUUAUAUAAUUUUACAUGUUAAACCACUUGCCCAAAUGGUUAUGCCUCAGAUUAAAAUUUAAUUUGUCAACCAUGUGAUCCUUCUUGCUAAACUUGUUCAAAACCUUAGGAUAGUACAUCUUGUUUGAGUUGUAACCCUAAUACUUAUCUCAAUCCAAAUAAAACUUGUUAAAAUACAUGUCCUACUUCAUAUUGGACUAACAGCUCAAAUUGGUAAUGCUCAGCUUGCGAUUCUACAUGUUUUACUUGCUAAAUUCCAGGUGAUUCAAAUUCAUGUACAAGCUGCAGUGGAUACCUAUUUUUGUCAUCAAAUAAGUGCAUAAUAAAUUGCCCUUAUAACACAUUUCCAUUAAAUUAAAUGAAUAACAAUAUUUGUUAACCAUGUAAUCCAUCUUGCGGAUCAUGUGACGGGCCUAACGCUAACAACUGUUUAAGCUGUUAAACUCCAACAUUUUAUUAACAAAGCACUAAAACUUGUGCACCUUAAUGCUCUGCAAUUUAGUAUUAAAAUACUAGCAGCCAAGUAUGCUCUUUUUGCGAUUAUUCAUGCAGUACGUGUUCAGGUCCCAGCUACACUAACUGUCUCUCCUGCUCUGGAAAUACAUUUUUAUAUCAAAACUAAUGUAUUGCGAAUUGUCCUGUAAAAUAUUUUAAUAAUGUCUCUAACAACUAGUGCACAGCAUGUGAUUAAACGUGUUAUUAAUGCAAUGGUCCUGCUCCUAAUAAUUGUCUUUCUUGCCAAUUACCUAGAUAUUUUGAUCCAACAUCAAAUACAUGCCUAUAGACUUGCAAUUCAAACCAAUACCCUGAUUUAAACUCUAACUCAUGCAAAUAAUGUGACCUAUCUUGUUUAACAUGUAACGGAUCAUCAAAAUCUAACUGCACAAGCUGUAGAUAAGGGUUAUUUUUACAAAAUAACAUAUGUAAGCAAAAAUGUGAUGGUUCUUAUUAUGGUGAAGCUCUCACUAAUACAUGCAAUUCAUGUGAUUCAACCUGUCUAACUUGUGAUGGACCUAACAAAUAAAACUGCUUGAGCUGCUAAGCUCCAAAUUUUUAUCAAUAAGGUUCAAAAACUUGUGUUACUCAAUGUAAUUCGAAUUAAUUUAAAAAUACUGCUAAUUAAACAUGCUCUCUUUGUGACUCAUCAUGCAAUACUUGUUCAGGGCCUAGUAACAUAAACUGCCUAUCUUGCACAGGAAAUACAUAUUUAUAUUAAAAUUAAUGUAUCUUAAAUUGCCCUUCAAACUAUUAUGGAAAUAAUUAAAAUAAAUAAUGUACUCAAUGUGAUCCUACAUGCUAUUUAUGCAAUGGUGGUGCUAACAACAAUUGUCUUUCUUGUCAAAAUGGCAGAUAUUUAGAUUAAACAUUAAAAUAAUGUGUUUUAAAUUGUAAUUCUAAUUAAUUUAGUGAUGUAUACUCUGGUUAAUGCUGGCAAUGUCACUCUUCUUGCUAAACAUGUAAUGGUCCAUUAAUUUCUAACUGUAAAAGCUGUACAUCAGGACUAUUUUUAUAAGAUAACUAAUGUAAGCCAACAUGUGAUGGUUCCUAUUUUGGAGAUGUUAUAACAAAUACUUGUUAACCGUGUUUUAAUUCUUGCAAAACUUGUGAUGGACCUAACAAUAAUAAUUGUUUAAGUUGUUUAGCUCCUAGCUUAUUUUUCUAACAAAGUUCUAAGACUUGUGUAUCAACAUGUGAAAUAAAUUAAUUUAAAAAUACAAACAAUCAAUCAUGCUCUUCUUGCCAUUCAAAAUGUAGCACAUGUUCAGGUCCUAAUGACAUCAAUUGUUUAUCUUGCUAAACAAGCUUCUUUUUAUAUCAAAAUUAAUGUUUAUCUAAUUGUCCAAUAAACUAUUAUGGUAAUUCUUAAAAUAAUUAAUGUGCUCCAUGCGAUCCUACAUGCUAUACUUGCAGUGGCAGUGCUUCCAAUAAUUGUUUAUCUUGCUAAUAAAAGAGAUAUUUUGACCCAACAACUAAUUAGUGCGUUCUAGAAUGUAAUUCAAACUAUUACCCUGAUAUAAAUUCAAAUUCUUGCAAAUAAUGCAAUACUUCAUGUAAAACAUGCUUUGGACCUUCUUCUUAAAAUUGUAAAAGUUGUAUUUAAGGUACAUUUUUGCAAAAUGGUUAAUGCGUUUAAACUUGCGAUAAUUCUUAUUAUAAUAAUCCAUAAAGUAAUGUUUGCUAAAAAUGUGAUUCGGCCUGUAAAACUUGUUCUGGAUCUUCCAAACUUGAAUGUCUCUCAUGCAAUCCUAAUUUAUUUUUGUUGAAAAACUCUUGCUAUACAGAUUGUCCGAUAAAUUAUUAUACUGACUAGUAACAGGAUGAAUGCUUGGAAUGCCAUAUAAUUUGUAAACAAGGGUGUAGUGGUCCAUUUUAAGAAGAUUGCUUUACUAUUAAAUAUCAAUAUUAAAUAAUAUUAUAUAUUUUAGCUUUUAAAAGCCUUAUUUGGAUAGUUUCUACAAUACUUGGUUAUCUUUAAGAUAAAAAAUAAUCUUAAAUAUUUAUUAAAAUAGCAAAUUACCCUCAAACAGUAGAUAGUGAUAGUCCUCCUAAAAAAAAUUAAUAAAAAGAUGGUGAUUAAAAUUCUUUUGACAAAUAUAUAAAUUAGUAAAGUCCAAAUAAAAUGUAAGUAGAAUAAAGCUUUAACUGUUAAUAGUAAUAAUAACAACAACAUGAUUAAACAUAAAUUUAGUAGUUGUAGACAAACUAAAAUUUGGAUAACAAAAUUAUAAAAUCUAAUAGAAGACCUAGAAAAAUAAAACAAAAAAAUAUAUUUUAUGAGAGAACUUAAACAUUUAAGGAUUAUCCUGAAGUGAAUUUUGACUAAGCUACUCCAACACUAUUAAAAAGUUUAAGUAAGAUGGCUAGCACAAACUGUAAUCAAGCUUCUUCAUCUCCCGAAAAAGACGAACAAGAUUUAGAUAAAUAAAUUGUAACUAUUCAAUAGUCGUAAGGAAAGUAUAGAGCUGACUAAAAACUUAAAUUCACAUUUUUUGUUAGACACAAGAAUAUUAAGAAGUUUCUUAAUAUUUUUAAAAUACCAAGUAUUUUUCUUAACUACAGAACUAAUAUAUGA
Messenger RNA from Tetrahymena thermophila SB210, 4470 nucleotides. Its product is annotated as zinc finger lsd1 subclass family protein. The record is from RefSeq and is a predicted model, not a curated record. NCBI's taxonomy places the organism in Eukaryota, Ciliophora, Oligohymenophorea, Hymenostomatida, Tetrahymenidae. The transcript has 12 exons.